Molecule: messenger RNA, 802 nt
Organism: Caenorhabditis sp. 36 PRJEB53466
Lineage: Eukaryota; Metazoa; Nematoda; Chromadorea; Rhabditida; Rhabditidae
Source: the annotation of a GenBank genome assembly
AUGAGCGACGAAAGUUCGAGCCCUCUGACCACACUCAAAAUUCUCAUAAUCGGGGAGAGUGGAGUAGGAAAAUCGAGGUAUUAUUGGCCCCCAAAUUUCCUUAAAAAUAGGUUUUUGUUCAGUCUAAUGCUCCGAUUCGUCGACGACGUUUUCGACCCCGAGCAAGCGGCGACCAUCGGUAAAAAUACGGUUUUCACAUUUCUAAGAAUAGUUUAGCGGUUUCCAGGCGUCGAUUUCCGUGUCACAUCGAUGACGAUCGACGGGAACCGCGUCAAACUGGCCAUCUGGGAUACGGCGGGCCAGGAGCGCUUCCGCACACUCACGCCGAGCUAUUAUCGCGGAGCGCAGGGCGUGAUUUGCGUGUACGACGUGACGAGUCGCUCUAGUUUUGAGAAGUUGAACCAUUGGAUGCAGGAGGUGGACACCUACUCGACCAACGACAAUAUCAUUAAAAUGAUGGUCGCCAAUAAGAUCGAUAUGGUACUUGACUCGUUUCGUUUUGAAGGAGGCAUCCGGAAAUGUACUAACUCGGCAAAUGCCUCCUUUCUAACAGUUUUUGGAUUAAAGUCUUGCAAUUUUCCAGCCGAACCGUGUAGUUUCCCGCGAAGAAGGUCUGAAAUUCGCAAAGCGCCACCGCACUCUGUUCAUUGAGGCGAGUGCGAAGACUAAGGAGGGUGUGCAGUGCACUUUUGAGGAGCUCAUUGAGAAAAUCAUCCAAACACCCGACUUGUGGGACAAUGAUCGGCCGACUUUCCGACUGGGACAAGCCGCCGAGGCCAACGGCGGACCUUGUGGAUGCUAA